Mangifera indica (mango) is the source of this 567-nucleotide messenger RNA. Its product is annotated as ankyrin repeat-containing protein P16F5.05c-like. Gene Ontology annotation, molecular function: protein binding. The record is from RefSeq and is a predicted model, not a curated record. Gene Ontology annotation, biological process: protein ubiquitination; positive regulation of protein catabolic process. Lineage: Eukaryota; Viridiplantae; Streptophyta; Magnoliopsida; Sapindales; Anacardiaceae. The transcript has 7 exons. Bases 1 to 567 code for a protein of 188 amino acids.
AUGGCUCCAGGGAGAGAGCAAUUUCAUCAGCCAUUUUCCACACCCACACCACACCCCCCCCCAAAAAAAAAAAAAAAACACUACGAAGCUCAAGAGAGCAAAUGGGCGAAGAGGCAAACUCAGCUACAGAGCAUACCCAAGUCGACAAGGCCGACUAUUGAGAACACUGAAGCGCUCCUCCAAGCUGCUAGAUAUGAUGACAUUGAUGAUAUCAUAAGCUUGGAAUCUGCUGGUGUUUCUCUUUAUUCCAAGGAUUCACAGGGACGAACAGCCCUUCACAUGGCUGCAGCCAAUGGACAUCUUGGCAUUGUGGAUUAUCUCGUCAGCAGAGAACGGGAUGUCAAUGCUUCUAAUGAGGAGAAGAACACACCUCUUCAUUGGGAUUGUCUCAAUGGACAUAUUGAGGUGGUUAAAUUAUUGAUUCUGGCUGGAGCAAAUGUAAGCAUGUUAAACAGCCACGAGCGGACUCCAAUGGAUGAAGCUGUGAGUAGGGGAAAGAUGGAUGUCAUUGACGCAAUUAAUGCAGCAGCAGCACAAGUUGAGCAUGGUAAUGUCCCAGUUUCCUAA